AUGCGUUUUUCUUGUCUAAUGAGGUAUCAUUUCAAAUGUGAUCGUCUAAAUCAUCCUUUAGACGUACAGAGAACGAAACAAUUAUUAACGCAACUGGCGAUUCGAUUUGACACCUAUGCAGAUAGAUAUUAUUUGAAUGACAGGCGAUUUUUGACGUUGGUGAUAUUUUGCGCCGAACAAAAACAUCAAAGUACACAGCUAGACACUGCGCAGUUGAAAAAUUGA
Messenger RNA from Adineta ricciae, 225 nucleotides. Lineage: Eukaryota; Metazoa; Rotifera; Eurotatoria; Adinetida; Adinetidae. The record is from the annotation of a GenBank genome assembly.